Molecule: messenger RNA, 410 nt
Organism: Pundamilia nyererei
Lineage: Eukaryota; Metazoa; Chordata; Actinopteri; Cichliformes; Cichlidae
Product: ADP-ribosylation factor 4-like
Exons: 4
Molecular function (GO): GTP binding; GTPase activity
Source: RefSeq, a predicted model, not a curated record
UGGGUCUGGAUGCUGCAGGUAAAACCACCCUGCUGUACAAACUGAAGCUGGGUGAGGUCGUGACCACGAUCCCAACUAUUGGGUUUAAUGUGGAGACUGUGGAGUAUAAGAACAUCAGCUUCACAGUUUGGGAUGUUGGUGGGCAGACGAUCAUCAGGCCGCUGUGGAGACAUUACUACGUUAACACACAGGGUUUGAUAUUUGUGGUCGACAGCAACGACCCGGAGAGGAUCAAAGAGGCAUCUGAGGAGCUGCACACACUGUUGCAGGAGGAUGAGCUGAAGGGCGUGGCCGUGCUGGUCUUUGCUAACAAGCAGGAUUUACCCAGAGCCAUGUUGGUCAGUGACAUCAUCGAGGCCCUGAGUUUAAAAGGAGUGUCACAGCCGGUAGGUGUCCCCAGCUUCUGCUGA